AUGAGGUGUGUGACGAGAAUGAAGACAAAGAGGGAAGAAGACAACGGAGAGGAGCAGGAAUAUGCAAAGAGGCAGAAGCUGCUAGAGCAGCCUUCUUCUCCCUCUCCUUCACCACCUAGGCUUGGAUUUGACAAUGCACUUCUUCCUCUUGCUUCUUAUGCUGACGAUGAAGACGAGGAAGAAGAUGAUGGCACAAGAGGGGCUAGAGUUGGAAAUGGGGGUGGAAGGAUAGAGCAAAAUGGUGGUAAGGAUGCUGGUAGAUAUGAUGAUGAGGACGACGAUGACAAUGAGCUUGAUAAAGGACCCAGUCAGGGGAAGCGAAAUCGUGAAAUUGAAGUCCGCAAAGACUGUCCUUAUCUUGAUACUGUAAAUCGCCAGAGAGGGUUUAUUGCCUUCCAGAUGGAUAUGAAAUUAAUGAUCCAUCACUGGAUGACAUACGACAUGUUCACCAGGGAGCAGGUUGAAGAGCUUGAUAGAAACAAGCAGUGGUCUAGGGCGCUUGAUGGUUCUGAUUAUCUUCCUGGAAUGGUGGGUUUGAAUAACAUUAAGGAGACUGAUUUUGUGAACGUCACAAUUCAAUCUUUAAUGCGAGUAACUCCCCUGCGGAACUUCUUCCUUAUUCCUGAAAAUUAUCAACACAGCAAAUCCCCACUUGUUCACCGUUUUGGAGAACUCACUAGGAAGAUUUGGCAUGCACGUAAUUUUAAGGGACAGGUGAGCCCGCAUGAGUUCCUUCAGGCUGUUAUGAAAGCCAGUAAAAAACGGUUUCGAAUUGGGCACAGUCUGACCCAGUUGAAUUUAUGUCAUGGCUUCUUAAUACAUUACAUGCAGAUCUUAGAAGUUCAAAAAGAAGUAGCAGCAUUAUUCACCAGUGGAGAACUGGAAGUCGUAAAAGAGAUUCACAGCAGACCUUUUUUUGAGAAGAAAGAGAAUGGUGAUGAGCAGAAUAAUGGCAGUGUUGGAGAUGGUGGAAUCGAGCAGGAUAAUGUUGUCACUGAAACUAGCAGAAUGCUGUUCUUAAUGCUUGGACUGGAUUUACCACCUCCACCCCUUUUUAAGGAUGUGAUGGAGAAAAAUAUAAUUCCACAGGUUCCACUUUUCAACAUACUGAAGAAGUUUGAUGGUGAGUUAGUCACUGAAGUUGUACGUCCUCGAAUAGCAAGGAUGAGAUAUCGUGUAACCAGACUGCCACAAUAUCUAAUUCUCCACAUGCGACGAUUUACAAAGAACAAUUUUUUCGUGGAGAAAAAUCCUACUCUUGUAAAUUUUCCAGUGAAGAACUUAGAGCUGAAGGACUAUAUCCCUUUGCCAACACCCAAAGAGAAUGAGAAACUGCGGUCAAAGUAUGACUUGAUUGCCAACAUUGUUCACGAUGGUAAACCAGGUGAAGGUUCCUACAGGGUUUUUUGUGCAGCGGAAGUCAGAAGAGCUUUGGAUCUACAUGUCUCUGAAACUCUGCCUCAGAUGGUUGCUCUAUCAGAAGCUUACAUGCAGAUAUACGAGCAGCAACAAUGA
Messenger RNA from Thlaspi arvense, 1515 nucleotides. The record is from the annotation of a GenBank genome assembly. NCBI's taxonomy places the organism in Eukaryota, Viridiplantae, Streptophyta, Magnoliopsida, Brassicales, Brassicaceae.